Messenger RNA from Cyphellophora europaea CBS 101466, 492 nucleotides. RefSeq lists its product as uncharacterized. The record is from RefSeq and is a predicted model, not a curated record. The transcript has a single exon. Bases 1 to 492 code for a protein of 163 amino acids. Lineage: Eukaryota; Fungi; Ascomycota; Eurotiomycetes; Chaetothyriales; Cyphellophoraceae.
AUGUCGGAUCUCGAGACUGAUGUUCAACGUCUAAUCGACGAGCGAGACAUCCGAGAUCUCGUUGCCCGCUUCGCGAAUGCGUGCAGUCCGCCGAACCCGGAAGCAUUCGCCAGACUAUGGUUACCAAACGCAGUCAACCACCCGGUAUGGACUCUCAGCGAACCUUUUGCUACGAUUGCGACAGGUAACGCAGAUAUUGUCGCCCUGUUACUGAAGCUUUUGGCACCGUGGGACUUCUUUGUGCAGCUCGUUCACUCGGGCGUUGUGGACAUCAAUGGACACCGAGCAACGGGUCGUUUCAUUAUCCGCGAGGUGGCCAAAGGCCCAGAUGAGACCUACUACAAUAACUUCGCUAUUUACGAGGACGAGUAUCUCAAGAUAGACGGUACAUGGUAUUUUGGGAGAAGAGAUUACAAGUAUAUGUUUUUGGAUUCUGGGCCGUUUGCUGGGGCCAUCUGCUCUCCGAUUGCUGGCUGGUUUGGCAAAAAUUGA